This is a messenger RNA of Perkinsus marinus ATCC 50983, 1038 nucleotides long. RefSeq lists its product as hypothetical. The coding region runs from base 1 to 930 and encodes 309 amino acids. The record is from RefSeq and is a predicted model, not a curated record. The transcript is spliced from 6 exons. Lineage: Eukaryota; Perkinsozoa; Perkinsida; Perkinsidae.
AUGUUAAGUUCGCCCGCUCCCAAGAAGAAACCGGCGAAUCUCCUAUGUCCCGAGUCUGCUUCCUCGUUGACGGGGAAACUUGCCUCCUCUGAGCUCACGGAGGACGUACUCAUGCUCAUCGCGAGGUUUCUCGAGUUCACUGAGCUUCUCGAAGGCUUUACCCAAACUUGUACUGUGUGGUACUCCGUCAGCAAACGCAUCCGCGAUCUGGAUGGGAAUGGUCAGUGUAUUGAUAUAUUCUCAUACACACACGCAGAUUUGCACAAGCUCAGCGGGCUUCUGCCGCGCAAGCUCACGUCUUUGAGAGUGUCACUACCAGCUCCUGAGAGUGAUCCAUAUCGUCCAUCCUCUGAGGUCAUCGAAGCGAUUUCGCAGUUGAUUGACAAACUUCCUGACUUGCGGGUGCUUGAGCUGUUCUGCAGAAACAAGUCUGGAGCCAUCAUGUUCGAUAAUAGGGCCGUCAACAGCUUCAGAGCUCGCGUUAGAAUAGACGAAAUGGGAACCGCCGCCGAUGAGGCGUGCUCAAAGGGCUUGAAGCAUCUGCUCAUACAUCGAUGUGAAUUGGAUGUAGAGUUUGGAUAUGGACUUGCUGGCAUUUGUCCAGAUCUACGCACUUUGUGCCUCACGGGUGGUUCUCCUUUGUGCCACCCCAAGUUCGAUGUCCUGCCAACGGAUAACUUGAAGUGUCUGACGUCGCUUAUGCUUGGAGGAAGUGUGCCCAGCAGCUUUGGCUUUGACGCUUGGAUAAAGCACCACCUAUUAGAUAAUGGCAGUGCCUGCAAGCUCACUUAUGUCGAGGCGCGGGGGUCCGACCUUGAUGUGACACUGGAGACUAUGUUUGCUGUACGGCGGUGUCGCAAGGAUGUGCGACUGGACUUCUCUAUGAUGGAUUUGGUGACAACGCUUUUCAGUAUUGUGGAUAACAUAUAAUUUAACGAAAAUUCUGCCUUUGCUAUCCCUAUGAUGGAUAUGCUGCAUGUGUAACCAUCACAGUUCAUAAAGCUGUAGCUAUCUGCUGAUAGACACGCCCGCAACCUA